This is a messenger RNA of Hylaeus anthracinus, 1770 nucleotides long. RefSeq names its product synaptotagmin-10-like. Gene Ontology annotation, biological process: cellular response to calcium ion; regulation of dopamine secretion; calcium-ion regulated exocytosis. The record is from RefSeq and is a predicted model, not a curated record. Gene Ontology annotation, molecular function: calcium ion binding; phosphatidylserine binding; clathrin binding. Gene Ontology annotation, cellular component: membrane. NCBI's taxonomy places the organism in Eukaryota, Metazoa, Arthropoda, Insecta, Hymenoptera, Colletidae. Bases 137 to 1591 code for a protein of 484 amino acids. The transcript is spliced from 10 exons.
CGCCGAGCAUUCCGACGACGGCAGACAACGCGGCACGAUCAAGCCGAGGUAAUCGUUGUGCUACGAUCUCAUUGCGUCGCAUCCCAUUUCAGCGUGUAGAACCGCGACUACGACCCCAGGCGUCCAAAAACCAGCCAUGGGUGUGAUGAAAACCGCGUCAGAGAGCAUCCUGGAGGAAACCGUGGUUCCCAGCGAGGAGGCCAACUACUCCGUACCGGGUCACGCCGAAGAAUGGACGGAAACAUUCCCAUAUCAGGUGUUAGUAGGAACGGGAAUAGUGUUGAUGGCUUUAUUCUUGCUGGCUGCCGUGAGUUUCCAAUGUUCGUUUACCUGGCGAUGGUUAAUGAGGGUGAGGCGGCACAUGAAGGAGGAAGACAACGAGAGCGACUUAUCGCAGCAGAACGCUAUACGUAUCAGCCAUUCCUUGCCGGAUCUUCAAUCGGAGCCAAUCACUCACGAGUACGUUCAGGAGCAAAAGGACAACAAAAAGGUGCUGCGCCAGACAACUUUACCCAUCGUGCCGAUGAGACACCAGAGCUUUCAAAGGCAGCUCUCCCAUCGGCUCGACCUGCCGAACAUCAAGUUCAGCAUCUGCAGCCUGGAGAAUCACAGCGACUCGAGCCUCGGGUUAAUUAAGCCAGAACUUUACAAGAAGGAGCUGGUGAGGCAGGAGAGCACCGAGAGCUCCAGCACCAUAGAAAUGGAGUACGCGGGAAGGCUGCAUUUCGCUCUUCGCUAUGACAAAGAGAUCGAGGGGCUAGUCGUUAAAGUCUUGGAAGCUCGAGAACUACCAGUCAAAGACGUGACAGGCAGCAGCGAUCCUUACAUAAAGAUAUACCUGUUACCUGAUAGUAAGAAGAAGUAUCAUACGAAAGUGCACAGGAAGAAUUUGAACCCCGUAUUCAACGAGACAUUCAUCUUCAGCGUGUCCUACGAGGAACUGAGGGAACGCUAUCUUCAAUUCUCCGUUUACGAUUUCGAUCGAUUCUCUCGACACGAUCUGAUCGGUCAGGUUGUGGUCAAGGGAUUACUAGAGUGCACCGACCUUGAGCAAGAAAUCCCCUACACGAUGAACAUCAUGUGCCCUAUGCAGGAAAAAAUGGACCUAGGAGAGCUGAUGCUGUCACUCUGCUACCUACCAACAGUUGGUCGGCUAACAGUGACCAUAAUUAAGGCUAGAAAUUUGAAAGCCAUGGAUAUAACAGGAUCAUCUGACCCGUACGUGAAGGUGGACCUGCUCUGCCAAGGUAAAAGGAUCAAAAAGAAGAAGACAGCCGUGAAAAAGAAUACGUUGUUCCCAGUGUAUAACGAAGGUCUGGUGUUCCACGUGCCAGAGGACAACAUCAAGGACGUCAGUCUCAUAGUAAAAGUAAUCGAUUACGACAGGAUUGGAUCGAACGAAUUAAUGGGCUGCACGGCCAUUGGCUCCAGUUUCAUCGGCGUCGGUCGUGACCAUUGGUUGCAGAUGCUGAAUAAUAAAAAAAAUCCCGUGGCGCAAUGGUACACCCUGUUGGAAACGGUCGCUGGUCACGUUCCAUCUGUGAAUUCGGAGCCGCUUCCAAUGAGUCUGAGUUGCUUGAAUAAAAGAUGAAGACAACACGGCCGAAUUAAGUUUCGCGGGAAGUCGCAGUUUUUGUCAGACGUCGGCUUGGGCGUUGUUUCCUUCUGUCGUCAUUUAAUGCACACCGCUUGACUGACUUAAGUACAAUUUCUAUCUCAAAUGGCUCCGAAGAAACACAAACAAACAAACAAACAAACAAACAACAAAAC